AUGGCAGACCCCACCGCGAAUGACCUCCUCACCACCAAAGCCCCCGACGCCGCCCUCUCAGUGCAACUCCACCCCCUCGUCCUGCUCACCAUCACCGACUACAUCACCCGCCACAUCUCCCGUCGCCAGCCCAACCCCAUAGUCGGCGCCGUCAUCGGCCAACAAAACGGCCGCACAAUCACGCUCGAGCACGCCUACGAAGUCAAGACCUCAUUACAGAAUGAUUCCGACAUCCUUCUCAAUCAUGAAUUCUUCGCGGAUCGGAUGGAGCAGUACAAGGACGUACACAAGGUUCCAGCAUUAGAUGUGCAGGCGGUUUUCAUGCUGGGAAGCACAGUGGGGCCGGCGGAGGAGCAUGCAAAAGUGGUGAAGCAGGUGCAGGAGAUGGUGGAGACGGAUGCGAUUAUGUUGGUACUAUUUCAUGCCGAGAUGGUGGAUCAGUUGCAGGGAGGGAAGCUGCCGAUUACGAUAUACGAGAGCGUGGUAGAUCAGCAGGAGGGUGGAGAGGUUGGAAGCAAGGACGUCAGAUUCCGGGAAUUGAGCUUCGAGGUCGAGACGGGCGAGGCAGAGAUGAUUGCUGUGGAUUUCGUGGCUACGGGCGGUGGAAACGCGACAGCAGUACCUCAAGCAGCGGACACGAUCCCGCCUCCUGGAACGGUAGAAGCGGGCAGUAGUAAAACUGCAGAGAAGAAAGGGAAAGGCAAAGGCAAAUCGAAAGACGACGACAGUGACCCGGACAGCACGCACUCCGUCCUCUCCCCGGAAGACGAAGAACUCAUCGCCUCCCUCACCGCCAAAACCAACGCGAUCAAAAUGCUCAACCAACGCAUCAACCUCAUCCGCUCAUACCUCCAGUCCCUACCGCCCAGCUACCUCACCUCGCCCACCUCCACAGAAGCCCCAGCAGAAGAUACCAACCACCCCCUCCUCCGCAGCAUCUCCGCCCUCCUCUCCCGCCUCCCGCUCCUCGCGCCCCCGACAUCAUCCUCCGAAACCACCCACCACUCCUCCCUCGCCUCCGCCGCGUCAAAGGAGAAGGAAGACGUGCACCUCACAACCCUGCUCUCCUCCCUCACGCGCUCGAUCUCCGAAGCGCAAGCGCUGGGUUCGAAAUUCCACACCUUGACGCGGGAGAAGACUGCCAAGGACCGGAACGUGAUGUCUGGAGGCGGAGGGAGAGGGGGGUUCGGGCAGGGGGAGGCUUACGGGGAUUUUGGAGCGUCCGGGGCUUCGGGGUCGGGGCUGGGGUCUUAG
Messenger RNA from Saxophila tyrrhenica, 1254 nucleotides. RefSeq lists its product as uncharacterized. Gene Ontology annotation, biological process: protein deneddylation. Bases 1 to 1254 code for a protein of 417 amino acids. Lineage: Eukaryota; Fungi; Ascomycota; Dothideomycetes; Mycosphaerellales; Extremaceae. Gene Ontology annotation, molecular function: protein binding; metallopeptidase activity. The record is from RefSeq and is a predicted model, not a curated record. The transcript has a single exon. Gene Ontology annotation, cellular component: COP9 signalosome.